AUGGAUAUCGAUGACAUCCUUGCCUCCGUUGAUCGUAACGAUGUCUCUACCCCCGAGUCCGCCGCACUGGACCACCAGUUGCUCACACGCUUCUGGGUCGCCGAGCGCGGCGUGUCGGAGCUCCUCCCAUGGCCGGAAGCCCUGAUGAAUCGAAUGAUGGAGCGAGUCCGCAAGCAGAUCGAAACAAUCGAGGACCUAGCCGCCUCCUCCUCAGACCCCACCACUACCAAUAACAGCAACAACAACCCAACCCUAAAUCUCAAACUCUCAAUCCUCCAAACCGACCUCUCUAGAACCCAAUACCUCCUCCGCUCCAUCCUCCGCCAACGCAUCUCGAAACUCACAAAAAACAGCAUGCACUACCUCCUCCGCGUCAGCUCUGCUGCCUCUUCCCAACCCUCCCAACAACACCCAGACUCCCAAAACAACUCCGACCAACAGCCCGAAGACUCCAUCCCCGAUCUAACCGCCGUGACUGACCCCUCGCCGCUAUCAUCACAGGAACUGGACUUCUUGCGCGCGCAUCAGACGCUGCUGGCGGGGCAUUUCGGGGCGUCAUUUUUAGGCUCGUUUCCGGCGCAAUUGAGACGCUUGGAUGAUAAUGCGGGUGGGGUUAGUAUGGUUCAGGGCCCGGAUCCGAGAGAGGUGGUUUUUGUGAGGUGUCUUGUUGAAAGUGUGGGCGUUGUUGUGCCGCCUGGGGAUGGGGUGGAGGUUGAGACGGUGGGUACGGAGAUGCGGAUGGGGGAUGUUUGGGUUGUUCGGUGGGAGGGAGUUAGGGGGGCUUGGGAACGGGGGGAGGUGGAGGUUCUUUGA
Messenger RNA from Aspergillus caelatus, 813 nucleotides. RefSeq names its product putative GINS DNA replication complex subunit Sld5 (gene sld5). Gene Ontology annotation, biological process: double-strand break repair via break-induced replication; DNA-templated DNA replication. The coding region runs from base 1 to 813 and encodes 270 amino acids. Gene Ontology annotation, cellular component: GINS complex. The record is from RefSeq and is a predicted model, not a curated record. The transcript has 2 exons. NCBI's taxonomy places the organism in Eukaryota, Fungi, Ascomycota, Eurotiomycetes, Eurotiales, Aspergillaceae.